AUGGACGAAAGCGUGGAGUUAGUUGUCUGGCGGUCGGAAACAUUAAAAGACCGAGAAUUAAGUGAAAUCUUUUUCUCUUUUUCUUUCUCUUUUUCCUUCAUUUUUAUUCUUGUGUCUGUCCUUUUUAUUUCUUCUUUUCUCAUUUCUUCGUUUUCUUUGUUUGUUUAUCUUCUUUCCUUCAAUUUUGUCUUUCUUAUUUUUCUAUUUCCAUCGCUUCUUUUUUAUCAUUUUCUUCGGCCAUUUUUCUUUUCCUCGUUUCUUUUCGUUUUUCUUUUGUGUUUUUCUUUCCUUGUUUUUCUGUUGUUUCUCUUCCUUCAUUAUUCUGAUUUUCUUUUUUUCUUUUUCUUCCUCUUUUUCGUUUUCCCUUUCACCCUUUCUAGUUUGAUUUCUUUUUCUUCCCCUUUCUUCCUUCGUCUUAUACUAUUUUCUAUUUCAUUUUUAUCUUUUUCUUCCUUUCGUUCUUUUUUAUGA
Molecule: messenger RNA, 471 nt
Organism: Acanthosepion pharaonis
Lineage: Eukaryota; Metazoa; Mollusca; Cephalopoda; Sepiida; Sepiidae
Source: the annotation of a GenBank genome assembly